Messenger RNA from Momordica charantia (bitter melon), 8053 nucleotides. RefSeq lists its product as uncharacterized. Lineage: Eukaryota; Viridiplantae; Streptophyta; Magnoliopsida; Cucurbitales; Cucurbitaceae. The record is from RefSeq and is a predicted model, not a curated record.
UCGUUGUCUCCCGCUUUCUCUUUUAAAACCCUAAUUUUUCCUUUUCCGGGGGUCAUUUCUUUUGGGAAAUAGUAAAUAGGUGCUCUACUGUUGGUGUCUUCGGGUCGGGCAGCUUGUUACAGCUUGCUCAGUGGUUUUGCUCCCUCGCCUUGGCUUAAUCUGGAGAAAAUUUGUGGCUUCUGCACCUGUUUGGUUGUCUGAAAAAAUGGAGGAGGAAGCAAAGGGAUUGGUUUUAUUUAUGUCGUCUUUUACUUACCCUCGUAGACAAUGAAGUUUCCAGACGAGUCUAGUGUUGUUGCCUGUGUCAGCGCAACAUGGCGUCUCUCGAUCCCCAUCCCCAUUUUCGUAUUUUUUGCUUUUCACGUGUUUGGUAAGCUUUUCUAGCAUCCGGGAAAGAAAAUUUUACAAUGCAAAGUUGUAUUCUUUUGAUCGUGGUCCGUAAGCACCGCAAAAAAAGGUAUUUGCAAAUUGAAACCACCUUUGGUUCUUACGUUCGUUCUCUGGUUCUGUAAUAGAGACGUGAUAUCUGGAGUCUACCGACGUAUAUUGAGAAAAUAUGCAGUCAUGUCUAUCCUAUGGCUCGUGGAAAUAUUGGUAUCCCUGGAAAUGUUCUACUCAUAUUGUUAUUUCACGAGGACAUUAUUAAUUUUAUGGUCCUUAUUUCUUUGUUUUCGCCAGCAUGAAAAAUGAGUUCAACCAGCAGGUCAGUUCUCGUUAGGAUCCCAUACAUGUUUGGGUUAGAAACUUUGGGUAACUUUCAUUUAAAGUAUCUGAUUGCAUAGUUUAUAAGGCUACAAUCAAUAACCAUGCAUCUCAAUUGCACUUUAUGGAGUGCAGAUAUAAUGAUGUUAGAAGGUAUACCUCCGAUCUCUUCUGACGAUGUUCGUGGCCGGAUUUCUUUCCAUUUAAUAUUCCCGUCUGUAUUGGCUUUGUUACAUUCAAGUUGGGCUUGGUGUUUUUAUAAUGAAAAUUAGCAAUACUGAAUACCGUAUGUUUUUGUUUUCUGGUUUUGUUAUAAGCACGGAAACCAACCACACCUUCAGAACUAUUGUUGACGUUGAACAAAAAGAUUUUCCUUUUCUAUUAACUCUAGACCCUGGUAGCGAAGAAGAAUAAGGAUGCUCUCUCUACCUCAUAAAAUAGACGAAUGAAGAUAUUCAUAAUGUCUAGAACUUGGAAAUACUAAGGUGGAAAUCUAAAGUCCAUGUUAGUCUAAGAACAUUCUAAAAGGUGAGCUAAAACCUUGGUAAAUAAUGAAGACCACAAACCUGAAAAUAUAGAAGAAAUUUGAACUCCAAACUCAGGUUGCUUUAAAAGGGUUAAAAUGUGACUUUUAAGUGCAAUCACAGAAGAGACUUUUAGCCAUUCUUAUUCUCUGGAGCUUUGGAGCCUUUAUUUCUCUUAUAUAAAGACUUAAGAUGGCGUUGGGGAUAUCUAUAUAACUCCAAGUUAGGCAAGAGACGAGGGCAAAAAAGUAUGGGGAGUUCAGUGUCCUGAAGAGUGAAAUAAUUCUGUGCCUUUGGGUGGUUUUCUGUCUGGUCGAGGUUAAAAGUUCAAGUUUCAAUUAUAAAAUGACGUGCAACUAUGGACACCACUUGGUUGUUGCUAGGUUAAGUGGAUAGCACAAUUUACAUUUUCUAAUGAUUACAAGUAGGUCUAGGAAAAUACAUAAAUCAACAACCUAUAAACUGGGACUUAUGGUUAUCAAAUUGAUUGGGUCCUCUUUAUACAAUUUGUGUGUGUGUGUGUGUGUGUGUAUUUAUAUUUAUUUAAAACUUUUUUACUCAUGGCCCAGAGUGUUUGUUUGGCCAUUGUUUUUCUGGUCCUUUCUCCUGUUUUCAUUAUUCUUAAUGUAAAAUGUUACAUCAAUUAAAAAUGGUUUCAAGUGUUAUGACUUAAAUGGAUACUACAUACAUGGCUAUUAUGUAAUUUAACUACUCACUAUGAUUUAUUUACAUUGUUUUGAUGGGAAUAUACGUUGUAUUGGAGGAAAUACCAUGUAGGAAACACAAUUUCUUUUUCUGAGGAUACUAUUCAGGGGUUCCAUCAUAUGGCAAUUCUGAGGAAUCUUAAAUGACCAAAAGAGGGUACCUAUCUUCACACCAAAAGUCAUUACCAGCAGAUCAGUGGGCUUGACCAUCUAUGCCUGGAAACGAAGUUGGAGACAGGGUCCACAAUUUCUUUGGACAAGAGAAUCUGUAUCAGGGCCAACAUCAGUCUCAGGCUGCUGAUGGAAGCUGGGUUGGUCUAAGUAACAAUCUAUGGGUUAGAAACCAGAGAGAGAUUAGUUCUCCUUUUAUUUCAAAUUUGAAGAAUUAUAAUGCACAUCAACCAGAUUCUGGAGGACUGGGUCAGCCUUCUCACUCACUUCAUGGUUUGAACUUCUCACAAUCAUAUAUAAGUCCUGAGAUUGGAAGAAGCGAGUCUCAAAAUCAACAUCAAACUCUGAAUGGUUAUGCAGCAGGACAUCAACUUAUCCAUGCAAGGCAGAUUGAAGCGAACUUUUUAGGUGCAGAUACAGUAUCUGAUAGGCAUAUAACACCAAGAGGCCUAUCUAUUCAUGAAGCACAACAAGUGAAUAAUCCUGAACUAAGCAAGAAAAAUGUAGCUAGGUUGGAAAAUACUGAUUCUCCUGUAAAUUUUGAUUUUUUCGGAGGUCAACAGCAAUUGAGUGGCAGGAAUUCCAGUGUGACACAGAUUUUGCCCAAGCAGCAGCCUGGGAAUCCUGACAUGCAGCUACUGCAACAACAAGCAAUUCUGUCACAUAUACAAGAACUUCAGAGGCAACACCAAUUUCAGGAGCAGGAAGCAAGACAACAUGUUUCAAUGAAUCAGAUGUCAUCCAACUCAAAGCAGGCAGCAGGAAACCAUUCAGCCACACUGAUUGAUGGUAUUCCUGUUAACGAGUUAUCUACCUCUCCUUGGCAGCCCCAGCAUAUGGUGAAUAAUGCAAACUCAUUGCAACAUGGUUUGUCUACACCAAUGCAGGGCCCCUCUAGUGGAUUUGGAUUUCCUUCCGAGCAGCAACAAGCACUGCGCCUCAUGGGUUUAAUUCCUGAACAAGUCGAUCAAUCCUUGUAUGGGGUUCCUAUUUCUUCUGCAAGUAGUUUUCUAGGUUCAAACUCUCCCAUUCCAUCAGAUAAACCUGCUAUGCAGCAGUUAUCUGUCAGUAACAACCCCAUUUUGGGGAGCCAUUAUACUGCAUACCCAGAUCAGGUUAGCAUGCAAGAUGGAAUGGCUGUGAGACAGGAUUUCCAGGGGAAAAGUAUGUUUGGCAUGUCAAGUCAAGGUUUAAAUGGUGGAUUAAAUUCUGAAAACUUGCAGCAUGUGAAUCUCCAACAGAGAAAUGCAUCGAUGCAGGAAUUUAGUAGCAGACAAGAGUUUGAUGGUCGAUCAGAAGUGUCACAGGAGAAGACAAUGGCACAGGUUGCUCCAUCACAGAAUGUGGCUACGUUAGAUCCCACUGAAGAAAAAAUUUUGUAUGGUUCAGAUGACAAUUUGUGGGAUGCUUUUGGCAGGACUGAUAACAUUUCGUCAGGUGGUUAUAAUAUGACAGAUGCUAGUGAUUUUAAUUCUGGAUAUUCCUUUUUACAGAGUGGAAGUUGGAGUGCUUUGAUGCAGUCCGCUGUGGCAGAAACUUCAAGUGGCGAUGUGGGGGUACAAGAAGGGUGGGGUGGUCUUAACACUCAUAAUAGUGGGCCUUCAAAUGGGAAUCAGCAGCCUUCAGAUGCUAAUGACGGUGGAAAACUGCAACCUGUUUGGGUUGACAACAACUUACAAACAUUGAAUUCUAGACAUUCUUCUGCCUCUGCUGAGGCUAAUAAUAGGUCCAACAAUUAUGUUAACUCGGCCAAUGUCUCUGGAUUUCAGCAACCGGGCCAAAGAACAUUCUUUCAACAAACUGAAGGCUUUCAGAAUAACAGUUCCCAAAGUUUAACUCCCCCAUCAUUGGAAGGUGAAAGAAAAUGGAUAGAUCGUAAUCUACCACAGAAGUCACUUUGUGAAGGUCGAAACUUGUCUGAAAAUGAAGGUAAUAUUUCAGGUGUAGAAAUUAAUGCAGAUAAUAUGUCAGGUUCUUGGAUCCAUCAACAGAAUGUAUCCUCUUAUAAUAGCCAACCUUGUAAGCCUAAUGGUUGGAGCUAUAUUGAACCGAUGUUCUCCCAUGGGGGUAACAGUAUGAAAAAUCAUGAAAAUCAUAACAUGUCACAAACUUCUCAGAGUGGAGAUCAUAAGAGAUCUAUACGUGAAGAGAUGGGUUCUGCUACUUUUAAGCAGAAUCAUGAUUCAGUUCCUAACCCAACUGAUGAAUUGCAGCGUGCAAAUCCUGCUGUUGAAAACUCGCAAGUGUACAAUGAAGGUUCUAGUCUAAUAAACAAUGCUGCAGUAGCUAAUGCUAGUAGUUCAAGAGAUGACCUAGGAAGCAGGCAACAAAAUCCAAGUAAUCGUAACCUUUCUUUUUGGAAAGAUGCUACUUCUUCAAUGGACUUAAAGGAAAGUGUUUUUCCGGCAAAAUACCAGCAUCAUCUUGAUAAGGGUUCUCAAAUAUUGGAAUCACCUGGGAACAGUUGUCUGGAGAAGGGUGCGACUGAAAUGCAUGAGAUUGAAAACUCAAAUGCUAGUGAUACACAAACUUCUUCUGGAAGCAAACAGAAAGUAGGAGGUAAUACCGUUCGAAAGCCAUCUGUAACUCGUAGAUUCCAGUACCAUCCAAUGGGGAAUUUCGAUAUAGAUGUGGAACCUUCUUUUGGAACAAGCCAUGCGACACAACCACAGGCUUCUGUGCAGCAUAACAGUCAUGGAUUUAAAGGUGGUGAGCUAAGUAACUUUAGGCAAUCCAAAUCCGGAACAGAUGGAAAUUCAAUGGAAGUGGAAAAGAACGACAUGAGAGCCUUUGGAGAUAUACCUUCUAAAAGAAUGCUCCCACCUUUUGGAUCUCGUUUUUCUUCUUCUCUGGAUAAACUUGCUGGUCAUGACGUGCGACAUGCGACCCUGCCGUCAAGCCAAAAUAUGCUUGAGCUUCUCCAUAAAGUGGAUCAACCAAGAGAACAUGGUAAUGCAACACACAGUCCCUCUUACCGAAAUCCUUCUUCUGAAAUGGGUGAAGCUGAAACUUCUGAUGGAUCAGUUGGUCAAACACCGCGAAAUCAAUCCUCUGAUUCUCAAGUUUUUGGUUUACAACUGGGUCCUCCUCAACGCUUGUCCAUGCAAGAUGCCGCUCUAUCUUCUCAUGGUUCCUCACCCAUGGUUAUGAGUUCAACCCAAUCUACCUCUGAAAUAGGAGAACGUGGUCAUAUGUUGUUGGCUCCUGUAGCCUCUAGACAGAGGGAUUUAAGGAAUAAUGUAACUGGUACUUCUGGACACAGUGGCAAUAAAAUCCCUCAUAUCAAUCCUCAAGGAAACGUGGCUGCAGUUUCUCAAUCUGCCUUUCCUUAUCCUAGAAAUCAUUUUCAUAAUCAGCACCCAGUUUCCAAUCACUCUGGUAAUGUGUUUUCAGAUAGAAUUGGUAUUCAUUCAAGAAAUUUUGAGGAUUCUUGUGAGCGUGUUGAGAAUGUUCCAAUGGCGUCAACGGAUAUUUCCAGAAGCCUCCAAAUGAACCUUGUUUCUUCCGCUGACACAUCCCUGUCCUCUCAGCAAAGCAGUGGCGAUAAAUCUCAUGUACAAAAUCCCACCCAGCUUGCGCAGGAAUUGGGUUCUGUACCUAUGUCUCAACGGGCUGCCUUCUCAAAACUCUCUUCUAAUGAGUGGGCAAAUGUCACAACCCAGAAACAUUCACUAAUUGCAGAACCACAUAAAGCUGCCUCAGAUUUGUUUAAAUCACAUAUGCAUAUGGACAAUUCAGAUAAGAGUUUUUCUGGACCCAAAAAAAUUGACAGUAGAGAGAAAUUGGAACUAGAGGCUAUGCCCCCUGGUGAAAAUUCUGUGAAUAUGCAAAAUAUUGUUGGGAGAGAAAAACAAAUGCAAGAAAGUCCGGGCAAGCAAGUUUCAGGUGGGAAGAGUGAAAUUUCCAUGCAGGCCAUAAGUGCAUCAGGUGGACUGGAAUCUGCUGGAAAUCACUCAUUAGGUGCAUCUCCUUCCAAUUCUAUGGCUACUCGAGUAAAUAUGGACACUUUUGGUCAUUCUUUGCGUCCAAAUAUUAGUUCGCAACACCAUUACUCAUUACUGCAUCAAAUGCAGACCAUGAAAAGUGCAGAUAAUGAUCCAUCUAACAGGAGUGGGAAGAGAUUUAAAGGUCCAGAUGGUGGUUUAGAUUCUCAGCAGGUUGCUAUGGAUGGAGGUCAAAUUUUAUCUCAUGGACACAAUAACGCUGUCAGAGAGUCAUUACUUAACCAUGCUUCGAUUUCACGUGUAGAUGCAACUUCGGUAAAUUUUUCAUCAAAGAAAGGGGAUGCCUAUGUAUCAUCUAGUAAUGACAUUGCAUCAUGUGUGAGAGGCGAGCAUUCUCAAAUUAGUCCUCAGAUGGCACCAUCUUGGUUUGAUCAAUAUGGAACCUUUAAAAAUGGACAAACGUUAACAGUACUUACUGGAUCUAAAAGUGUAACCAUGAAGUCUUUGGAUCAACCUUCGAUUGUUGAAAAGCCAGCCGAUGGUUUCAUUGCUCAAAAUCUUGUGAAGCAAGCAAAUGCUUCUGCUGAUGGUAGCGAGCAUAAUAAUGCACAGGAUAGUUCAACUCUCAUGACAAUAGAACACAGAAAUUUAUCUUCCAGUCAACCGUUACCACUUGAUUUCAUUAAUCAGAGUUUGGCUGCUGUAAGACCAAAAAAGCGCAAAAGCUCUGCACCUGAACUUUUACCAUGGAAUGAAGAAAUGACUCAAAGUUUUAGAAGGCUUCAGGAUAUAAGCAUGGCAGAUGUAGACUGGGCUCAGGCAACCAACCGGCUGAUUGAGAAGAAAGAAGAUGAAGUUGAAAUGAUUGACGAUGGAAUGAUGAUUAAACUGAAGAGGAGGCUUAACUUGAACACACAGCUAGUUCAACAACUCAUUCGUUCUCCUCCUUCUGCCACCCUCUCUUCUGAUGCCAGCUUACAUUAUGAGAGUAUGGCUUACCUUGCUUCUAGGCUAGCAUUAGGGGAUGCGUGUAAUAUAGUUCCUUCAACAGGAACUGAUAAUGUUUUGCAUCCAGAAAGCAGAAAUCUCCUUCCUGAGAGACCUAAAGUAUCUGGGAGAACUGAUGAUCAUAAAUUUAUAGAAGUUGUGGAGGACUUCAUGAGUCGGGUGCAGAAGAUGGAAAAUGAUUUAUUGAGAGUGGAGAAGAGAGCUUCAAUUUUAGAUUUGAGAGUGGAAUGCCAGGAGCUUGAGAAGUUCUCUGUCAUCAAUCGGUUUGCCAAGUUCCAUAGCCGAGGACAAGUUGAUGGGGGUGAGGCCUCAUCAUCCUCUGAUGUAACCACAGGUUCUCAGAAAUCUUGCCCCCAGAGAUAUGUUACUGCACUUCCCAUUCCUAGAAAUCUUCCUGACAGGGUACAAUGUCUUUCACUUUAAUUAUUAAUUGAUUGAUUUUGUUCAUGUCGGCCAAUUAUCUCUACAUCCCUAAUGCUUCUCUGGUCGAUUUUCUUUCAACUUAUAGUCAAUAUGCUUCACAAAUAGAACCAUACAAAUGGGAAUGUCAGAGAGAAAAUGAUUUCUAAGUUAUCUCCUUGAAAUCAAUUGAGGCUGUUAGAUAUGUGCCAAUUAGGUCAUUGAUGUCAUUUUGAGUAAUAUAAAUAGGUCCCUUCACACUUAAUGUACAAAAGAAAUUGCAAUGCUCUGUCUUUCUUUUUUUCCUGCAAAUGGGAGGGCAGAAGAAGUGCAGUUGUUUUCCAGAGGUCUCCAUGCAUCCAUCCCUAAACCCAGGUAUUAAUUGUACUUGUUUGGGUUUCAUUCAUGAUUUAAACCUUUUAGCCUUUCUUAUUUAGGAAAAAGAAAAAUGAGUGUUAGAUGUGGAGGCACAGAGUUGGGCUCGAAGUUAGUGUGCUGAUAUUUCAAUUUACAGAUUAUUUGGCGUUACAUGUAAAAAUUGUAAAUCCUUAUCAGUAUUUUAGCUGAAGUAAUAAAAAUAUUAUCAAGUGUUUAUUUUUAA